Molecule: messenger RNA, 225 nt
Organism: Triticum turgidum subsp. durum (durum wheat)
Lineage: Eukaryota; Viridiplantae; Streptophyta; Magnoliopsida; Poales; Poaceae
Source: the annotation of a GenBank genome assembly
AUGCAUGAAUUGGAGAGGAAGCUGUGCAUCGUUGGAUUAUGGUGCAUUCAGAUGAAGUCACAUGACAGGCCAACGAUGAGCGAGGUCAUAGAGAUGUUGGAAGGUGGCUUUGAUGGUUUGCAGAUGCCUUCCAGGCCAUUCUUCUGCGACGAUGAGCACACCCCUGUCCCGGAUUCUUACCCUUUGUUAUCCGAGCUGACUGAGAUCUCGGAGGAGGAUGAGUAG